Molecule: messenger RNA, 1002 nt
Organism: Lolium rigidum
Lineage: Eukaryota; Viridiplantae; Streptophyta; Magnoliopsida; Poales; Poaceae
Product: peroxidase 5-like
Exons: 2
Coding region: 1-1002 (333 amino acids)
Biological process (GO): hydrogen peroxide catabolic process; response to oxidative stress
Cellular component (GO): plant-type cell wall; plasmodesma
Molecular function (GO): peroxidase activity; heme binding
Source: RefSeq, a predicted model, not a curated record
AUGGAGGUGGCGCAGAUGAAGCGGGGCGGCGAGACGUGCUUCCUACUCCAGGCGGCAGCCGUGGUCUCAUACAUGGUGCUGCUGAUGGCGUCGACGGGGGCGCGCGCGCAGAUGCGGGUGGGGUUCUACGACAGCUCGUGCCCGGCGGCGGAGAUCAUCGUGCAGCAGGAGGUGAGCAAGGCGGUGUCGGCCAACCCGGGCCUCGCCGCCGGACUCCUCCGCCUCCACUUCCACGACUGCUUCGUCGGGGGCUGCGAGGCGUCCGUGCUGAUCGACUCCACCAGCGGCAACACGGCGGAGAAGGACGCCGGGCCGAACAAGAGCCUGCGGGGCUUCGAGGUGAUCGACAGGAUCAAGGCGCGGGUGGAGCAAGCCUGCUUCGGCGUCGUCUCCUGCGCCGACAUACUCGCCUUCGCCGCAAGGGACGCGCUCGCGCUGACCGGCGGGAACGGGUACCAGGUCCCGGCGGGGCGGCGGGACGGGAGCGUGUCGCGGGCGCAGGACACGGGCGGCAACCUGCCACCGCCGACCCCCAACGUGAACCAGCUCACAAAGAUCUUCGCCUCCAAGGGGCUCAACCAGAAGGACUUGGUCACGCUCUCCGGGGCGCACACCAUCGGCGGCUCGCACUGCAGCUCCUUCAGCAGCCGCCUGCAGUCGCCGUCUCCGACGGCGCCGGACCCGACCAUGGACCCCGGCUACGUAGCGCAGCUCGGGCAGCAGUGCGCCGGCGCCUCGCCGGGCGCGCUCGUGCCCAUGGACGUCGUCACCCCCAACACAUUCGACGAAGGGUUCUACAAGGGCGUCAUGGCCAACCGCGGCCUGCUCGCCUCCGACCAGGCGCUGCUCAGCGAUGGCAACACCGCACUGCAGGUCGUCACCUACGCCAACGACCCGGCCACCUUCCAGAGCGACUUCGCCGCAGCAAUGGUCAAGAUGGGCUACGUCGGCGUGCUCACCGGCAGCAGCGGCAAGAUCAGAGCCAACUGCAGGGUCGCAUGA